UCAUUUCAUCCAUCAUACCCACAAUGCAAAGUGAGACGGCAGCAGCCUGGAGCAGCGUUUCGGGACAAGUUAUCAUGGCGAUGAGAGACGCAUCUUCUCCCUGAGCCCCACAGCAGCAGCCAGAGCAGCAGCAGCGGCAGCAGCGGCGGCAACAAAGGAGUCCUGCCCCCGCUUCAUGCACACACGCACCGGGGCCCGGGCCGUGCGGGGAGCUGCGGGAGCGUCAGCCCACAUUGGAGGAGCAGGAGAAAGGACAUAGCCGGUGGUCGCAAUGGCAGCGUCGGAGCUGUACACCAAGCGUGCUCGGGUGUGGAUCCCCGAUGCAGAGGAGGUGUGGAAGUCUGCUGAGCUCACCAAGGACUACAAAAAUGACGAUGCCUCCCUGCAGCUCAUGCUGGAAGAUGGAACGAACAUUGAGCACAAGCUUGACCCCAAGACCAAGAACCUGCCUUACCUGCGAAACCCUGACAUCCUGGUUGGAGAAAAUGACCUCACAGCGCUCAGCUACCUCCACGAGCCGGCUGUGCUCCACAACCUCAAAGUCCGCUUCAUGGACUCCAAGCUCAUUUACACUUACUGCGGAAUCGUUCUGGUGGCCAUCAACCCGUAUGAGACACUGCAGAUCUACGGAACAGACAUCAUCCAUGCCUACAGCGGUCAGAACAUGGGAGACAUGGACCCGCAUAUCUUCGCCGUGGCAGAGGAGGCCUACAAACAGAUGGCCAGGGAUGAGAGGAACCAGUCAAUCAUUGUGAGCGGGGAGUCUGGAGCAGGAAAGACGGUAUCAGCCAAAUACGCCAUGAGAUACUUUGCAACAGUCAGCGGCUCCGCCAGUGAAGCCAAUGUUGAGGAAAAAGUCUUGGCUUCCAACCCCAUCAUGGAGGCCAUCGGAAAUGCAAAGACCACCAGGAAUGACAACAGCAGUCGGUUUGGCAAAUACAUUGAGAUCGGCUUCGACAACCGCUACCGUAUCAUCGGUGCCAACAUGAGAACGUAUCUGCUGGAGAAAUCACGAGUGGUCUUUCAGGCGGAUGAGGAGAGGAAUUAUCACGUCUUCUAUCAGCUCUGUGCAUCGUCACAUCUGCCUGAGUUCAAGAAUCUGAGGCUGAGCAGUGCAAACAACUUCCUGUACACAAGGCAGGGCCGCAGCCCCGUCAUCGACGGUGUGGAUGACACCAAGGAACUUUGCACUACUCGCAAUGCCUUCACGCUGCUCGGUAUCAAUGAGUCCUAUCAGAUGGGCUUGUUCCAGGUUUUGGCUGCGAUUCUUCAUCUUGGAAACGUGGAAAUAAAGGACAGAGAUUCAGACAGCAGCAUCAUUGCUCCCAACAAUAGCCACCUGACAGCGUUCUGCGAGCUGGUGGGCGUGACCUACCAGGACAUGUCUCAGUGGCUGUGCCACAGGAAGCUGAAGACGGCUAACGAGACGUAUAUCAAGACCCUCCCUCGUCUUCAGGCCACCAACAACCGAGACGCGCUCUCCAAACAUAUCUACGCCAAGCUCUUUAACUGGAUCGUAGGGCACGUCAACAAGGCUCUGAUCACUAAUAUCAAACAGCACUCCUUCAUUGGCGUCCUCGACAUCUAUGGGUUUGAGACGUUUGAGAUCAACAGCUUCGAGCAAUUCUGUAUCAACUACGCUAAUGAGAAACUCCAGCAACAAUUCAACAUGCACGUGUUCAAGCUGGAGCAGGAGGAGUACAUGCGGGAGCAGAUCCCCUGGACUUUGAUCGACUUCUACGACAAUCAGCCCUGCAUCAACCUCAUAGAAGCCAAGAUGGGAAUCCUGGACCUGUUGGACGAGGAGUGCAAAAUGCCGAGAGGUUCAGACGACACCUGGGCUCAGAAACUGUACAACACCCAUCUGAAAACCUGCUCCCUGUUUGAGAAGCCACGCAUGUCCAACCGCGCCUUCAUCAUCCAACAUUUCGCUGACAAGGUCGAGUACCAGUGUGACGGUUUCCUGGAGAAGAACAAGGACACUGUGAAUGAAGAGCAGAUCAACGUGCUGAAAGCCAGCAAGUUUGACCUGCUGGUGGAGCUGUUUCAGGACGGGGAGAAGGCAACCAGUCCCACUGGUCAGGUCGCUGGGACGGGAGGCCGCACACGCCUCAGCAUCAAACCUGACAAGAGUCGGGAGACGAGCAGCAAGGAGCACAAGAAGACUGUCGGCUGCCAGUUUCGUAACUCUCUGCAAAUGCUGAUGGGGACUUUGAAUGCAACCACACCACAUUACGUCCGCUGCAUCAAACCCAACGACUUCAAGCUGGGCUUCACGUUUGAUCCUAAACGUGCGGUGCAGCAGCUCCGAGCCUGUGGUGUCCUGGAAACCAUCCGCAUCUCUGCUGCAGGUUUCCCAUCUAGAUGGACAUACCAGGAGUUCUUCAGUCGUUACAGAGUGCUAAUGAAGCAGAAGGACGUGCUUCUGGACAAAAGGUUGACCUGCAGAAAUGUUCUGGAGAAACUAGUGGAGGACCAAGAUAAGUACCAGUUUGGUAAGACCAAGAUCUUCUUCAGGGCUGGCCAGGUUGCAUAUCUUGAGAAGUUGAGGGCAGACAAGUUGCGUGUUGCCUGCAUCCGCAUCCAGAAAACCAUCCGCUGCUGGCUGGCACGCAAGAAGUACCUGCGCAAGCGCAGCGCAGCAAUCACCAUCCAGAGGUUCACCAGAGGAUACCAGGCGCGCUGCCUGGCCAAGUUCAUGCGUCGCACUCAGGCGGCCACCACCAUCCAGAAGUACCAGAGGAUGUGCAUGGAGAGGAAACGCUACAAGCAGAAGCAGGCUGCUGCCCUGGCCAUGCAGACGAUCCUCAGAGGUUAUAUAGCCAGGCUGAAGUACCAGGCGCUGCUGCGGGAGCACAAAAUGGUGAUCAUUCAGAAAAUUGUUCGUGGCUGGCUGGCUCGGUGCUGGUACAAGCGCUGCCUCUACUCCAUCGUCUACCUGCAGUGCUGCUUCCGCAGGAUGAAGGCCAGACGCGAGUUGAAGAAGCUGAAGAUCGAGGCUCGCUCAGUGGAGCAUUUCAAGAAGCUCAACAAAGGCAUGGAGAACAAGAUCAUGCAGCUGCAGAGGAAGAUCGACGCGCAGAGCAAGGAUAAUCUGUUGGUCGUCGAAAAGCUCCACAGUCUGGAGACCUCCUCCACAGCAGAGAAGGAGAAAAUGCGUAACGAGCUCAAUCGGCUGCGGGGGGUGGACGAGGAGGCCAAGACCAAAACCAAACAGGUGUCAUCGCUGCAGGAGGAGUUGGAGCGGCUGAGGAAGGAGCUGAGCACGACGCAGCAGGAGAAGAAGACCAUCGAGGACUGGGCUCAGACAUACAGGAGCGAAAUGGAGAAAAUGGUCUCGGAGCUGAAGGAUCAGAAUGGUUUGCUGAAGAAAGACAAGGACGACUUGAACAGGUCGAUUCAGGAACAGAGUCAGCAGAUGACAGAGAAAAUGGCUCGUGUGAUAGCAGAGGAGACACAGCAGCUGGAGACGGACCUGAACGAGGAGCGAUCUCGCUACCAGAAUCUCCUGACAGAGCAGCGUCGCCUCGAGGAGAAAUACGACGACCUGAAGGAGAGGACUCUGGCCUCGAACGUUUCCAAGCCUGGCCACAGGAGAACAGAUUCCACCCACAGCAGCAACGAAUCAGAGUACACCUACAACUCAGAGUACGCCGAAUUGGAAGAAGGUUCCCGUGCCGCUGAAGAUGUGACACGAGGAAUAGAUACCUCACUGACACUCAAGCUGCAGAAACGUCUCACAGAACUGGAGCAGGAAAAGCAGUCGCUGCGUAACGAACUGGAAAACAAAGAGGACCAGUUCCAGCGGGCUAGAGCGAGGGAUGAUGUAGAGUUUAAAAAGGCUCGAGGGGCAGAGCUGGAGUAUGAGUCGCUCAAGCGCCAGGAGCUGGAGUCAGAGAACAAGAAGCUUAAACAUAAUCUUGCUGAGAUGAGGCAAAGCCUGCUGGGUGAUGCUGCUACAAACUCCGGGGCCCCGGGCUCCCCUGCUUACAAGGUGCUGCUGGAUCAGCUCAACUCCUCCUGCGAGGAGCUGGAUGUCCGAAAGGAGGAGGUUCUGAUCCUUCGCUCACAGCUGGUCAGCCAGAAGGAGGCCAUGCACCACAAGGAUGAGAAGGAGACCAUGACAGAGCCGUCUGUCUAUGUCGUGGACGUGUCUAAGCUGAAAGAUGCUGAUGAAAUCAAACAAGCUUAUGUUGGCCUCAAGGACACCAACAGAUCUCCUAGGUUCAUGCGUAAGCCGCUGGAAGUCAGUGACCUCCUGAGUAGGCUCAGGUUACUGGAGCACCAGCUGCAGACUCAGCGGAGAGGUCACGAUAAUGAGGUGGAGGCGUUGCGCGGCGAGCUGCAGAAUGUCAAGGAGGAGAACAAUCGUCAGCAGCAGCUCUUGGCCCAGAACCUCCAACUGCCUCCGGAGGCCCGAAUCGAAGCCAGUCUGCAGCACGAAAUCACCCGGCUCACCAACGAGAACCUGGAACUCAUGGCCGACGACCCCACAGCAUCCAGAGAGGCUCGAGUCAUCAUUUUACGACGGAUGGUUGAUCUCAUGGAGCAGCUGGAGAAGCAGGACCGAACCAUCCGCAAGCUAAAGAAGCAGCUGAAGGUUUACUCCAAGAGGAUUGGAGAGAUGGGAGCCGGUCAAACUGAGGGCCAGACGUCUCCAGGACAGAUGGUGGACGAGCCGAUCCACCCUGUCAACAUUCCUCGCAGGGAGAAAGACUUCCAGGGGAUGCUGGAGUACAAGAAGGAAGAUGAGCUCAAGCUGGUCAAGAACCUCAUCCUGGAACUGAAGCCUCGUGGUGUGGCCGUGAAUCUGAUCCCAGGUCUACCCGCCUACGUCCUGUUCAUGUGUCUGAGACAUGCUGACUAUGUCAAUGAUGACCAGAAGGUCCGCACUCUGCUCACGUCAACCAUCAACAGUAUUAAGAAGAUACUCAAGAAACGAGGAGAUGACUUUGAGACGGUCUCUUUCUGGUUGUCCAACACCUGUCGCUUCCUGCACUGUCUGAAACAAUACAGUGGAGAUGAGGCCUUCAUGAAGCACAACACAUCGAGGCAAAAUGAACACACUCUGUCCAACUUCGACCUGGCGGAAUACAGACAGGUGAUCAGUGACCUGGCCAUCCAGAUCUAUCAGCAGCUGAUCAAAUGCAUGGAGAACAUCCUCCAGCCCAUGAUAGUCUCUGGCAUGCUGGAACACGAGACCAUCCAGGGCGUUUCGGGGGUGAAGCCCACGGGACUCCGGAAGCGGACGUCCAGUAUUGCAGAUGAGGGCACCUACACCCUGGACUCCAUCCUGCGGCAGCUCAGCGCCUUCCACUCCACCAUGUGUCAGCAUGGCACCGAUCCCGAGCUGAUCAAGCAGGUGGUGAAGCAGCAGUUCUACAUCAUCGGAGCAGUCACCCUUAACAACCUGCUGCUGCGCAAGGACAUGUGCUCCUGGAGCAAGGGCAUGCAGAUCAGUAGGAGCUGCUGCUCAGAGACGGUCCACACCACAGACAAAGGUCUGAUGAUGUGCGGAGCCAAGGAGACUCUGGAGCCUCUGAUCCAGGCUGCUCAGCUGCUGCAGGUUAAGAAGAAGACGGACGAGGAUGCUGAGGCCAUCUGCUCCAUGUGCCUGGCCCUCACCACUGCUCAGAUUGUGAAGGUCCUGAACCUCUACACUCCAGUUAAUGAGUUUGAGGAGAGAGUGUCUGUCUCAUUCAUACGAACAAUACAGACUCGUUUGCGGGAUCGCUGUGAGAGUCCCCAGUUGUUGAUGGACACAAAGAUGAUCUAUCCAGUCACCUUCCCAUUCAACCCUUCCUCCCUCGCCCUGGAAACCAUCCAGAUCCCCGGCUCGCUUAACCUGGGCUUCCUCACCCGCGUCUAAACCGUGGCCCCACAGUGUUUGUGGCUUAGUGGCCGCUGUUUGAAUUGCAACUCACAUGACACUCACUGGCCCAAUAAAAUGGAAAUAAAUAAUUCCAAACACUUUAACAUCAAGAUUUGUAUUUACACAAUUUGAGCAACUACGUCCAAAACAUGUAUCGAAAAAUCUCGUGGUAUAACCGUUUUCUUAAAUAUCCCUUGUCUAAAUCUGUCUAAAUCUGGACAUGCAAAAACACAUAAAGCCACCGACACCACAACUUUUCAACAUGCAUCUGUACAAUACUCACAUCCACUGAACAUGCACAUGCACGCCUACACAUACGUGCACCUUCUCUAUUCGACAACCACGUGCAGAUGCACACAGAACCCACAUUCGCUGUAAAACACCAGAAUCCGUCCACUGCUUGUAUAAACGCCUGCCUCUUAGAGAAGCCACAGGACCCCAGCUGUGCCUCCAGCGCUCGCUCUCCAUCCACACCUGGGUGUGACUUAUCGACCCCCUGUCCCCCCCAACACCCCCUCCCUCUGUGCUUCAGCUUUAGCAGUUAAGAUAGUUCUUCUUGUCAUCGUCUCCAGUGAGAAUGUGCGCACCCACACAUGAGAGCAAUGCCUAGGAGGAGGAAGAGGAGGAGGAGGAGGUGCUGGGGCCUCAUGACGAGGAUUAACUUGGCAACUUGUCGUCUAGCCUGAUGUGUUGGGUUUGUGCAAUAAAGUGAGGUCUUAGUACAAAGUCGGUUGUGUGCUAAUGUUAGCGCUGUCUCUCCGCCCCAUGUUGAGGUAACCAGGAACCAGGCUUCGUUCUGUACGCUGUCAAUUUACUCUCAGUCAAGCCAAGACGGAACCCAUCGUUUGUACUAUAUUAUUUAUACAUAUAUAAAUAUAUAUAUAAAUAUGAAUAAUAUAUAUCAUGUGUUUUAUUUAUUGCAUUUACCCCCCGGUCCCCGCCCUCCCUUUUUAUGAUUAGAAACUUUCUCUUUGCAGAUAAUACGUCCAGUGUGAAUAUAUAACUGGGACCAUCAUUUACCACAGCUUUGUAAAGACUGUUUUAGUUGCGCUGUCGGCACUUGUCAGUAGUUUAAUGUAGGGUAGUGUAACGAGGGCCGGCACAGAUCAUUGUUUGUUAGAUCGCUUAACGUAGAGGUAGUUUCCUGCAGAUGAAGUGUAGCCAAGGUUUUAACUGAGCAGAGGUUUAGAAGGUGCGAGGUUUAAACUCCACUCAGGGUUUAACCUGCGACAAUAUUUCCUGUUUACAGCUGUGGCCAGAGAUGAGCCUCACAGAGAGGAACACAUGUACCUACACACACAACAUUACAAUCUGCUCACUGCUGUGUCACAGUCUGAACAUUUCCACGUCUUCUCUGGUCACAGCUCCACUCAGAGCUUUGAAAAUGUUCAACUAUCAUUAUUGCUUAGUUAUUUAUUCCAGUAUUGUCAUUUUCUUUGUAUGGUAAAGCCAUGUGUCACCGGGCAGACGGGGGAGAAGCGGUUUCACUGAAGUUGGUUUAAAUCUAAGCAGAUUUCUCCAGCUUCUCUGCUGUAUUCUCACUCUAAUGCUAACUGCAGUUUGUGAACCGAUACCUCUCCCGUCUCCGACCCGUCCACUCCUAUGCCUUCCUGUCCAGAAGGCUUUUAAAAGCAAAACAUAUGGUCCGUUUGGUUUUGGUUCCCGACACCUAGUCAUAAUUGUGACUUGCUUUCAAAAGCUAAAGGUGGGAUUGGAGCCACAUCCAUCACUCUGUCAGUACGGCUACAUCGUGGUGUGUGUCAGGCAUCGCUGCUGCUGUCGAACCUGCAUGAGCUUAGAUUUACCAGCCACCAGAGAUGAACCCUUUUACUCUUGAGGAACGCUGGUGUGGAUGAGUGUCAGGGGAUCUGCCCAUGUUGUCACAAACAGUCAUUUGUCGGCAGUGAAGUUGUUAAGCACUUUUCACUUCACUUCCUUUUUGUGCCAUUAGUAUUAGCACUCGACCAAAUUUUGCCUCUUGCCCUCGUGUGAACCUUAUUUUGCCUGAUGACUUUAGACCCUUAACGCUGAAAUCUCACUUGGAUGAAACAUUUUGCUUCUUUUUUCUUUUGAGCUGUUUACAUACAUCCAUCGUGACUUGUCACCAAAACUGAACUCUGUAUUUUUUUUUGUUAAAGUUUUGAAAACUUGUAAAAUUAGUCUCCUGAACAACAAACCCAGUAAGGAUGGAAAAUAUCAGAUAUCAAAUAUCAAGUGCUGAGAGAUAAACACGUUUUAUUGGAGGAGAAGUAUCAUUAAUAAAGGCCAUGACGCAGACUGCGCUCAGGCUCGGGAACAAGCCGCAGAUGAAAACAAACUGUAAGUGGGAUGAUGAGAAGUUAGUAUGUGAAGUUGUUGUGUGAACGUUUUUAAUUGGACUGCCUUUAGUUGUAUGGUUCGGGUUCAUAGGUAGUUUGCAGGACGGUGUGUGUAACAAGUACCUGAAGGGAGAGAGAGAGACGUAACUGAAGGAAUGAAUUAACCACAUGAAUGUUUUAAUAAUGUUAAUGAAGUGUUUCAUGAUUUCAGCUGCACAUUCUGGAAAAGCCUUAUCUGACUGAUUUGCUAUAUGAAUGACUUACACACGUUAUCAGCACUGUGGCAUUGUUUCCUUCUGUCGAUGCAGUAUUUGUUUUGUUUCCACUGUAAAGUGAGUAUAAAUUGUUAAAUAUGAUAAUUUUAUGUUUUGAGUUGGUGCUUUUUUUGGUGUCACAGAUGGGCCGCUGUCAAAACGCCCUUUUUAAAACAUUUCAGAGGAAGGCGGAUAAAUAAUAGAUGAUACAAACCUUUUACACAACUUUGGCCCCUCGAACUUCCUCUGCACAUUCCCUCCAUGAUCUUUUUUUCUUGCUGUUUUUGUUAAAACUUGAAGUUAAUGUCAGCCACACGUAAGAAGCCAAACUCUUGUAAGUUUCAUGGAUGCAGCAGCAGCAGCCUCCUCAGACUCAGCCGGUCCCUGUGGACUGACGUAUUGAUGGCGCAGGAUGGGAGGGCUGGCUUAGUUUCACAGGAGAAACGAAAAAAGAACACAUUCAUCCAUUCGUCGCUUCGUAGUGUCGAGCAGAGCUGCGGAAUCUUGCUCUUCCUGGGCUUCUCUUGGGCUCUCAGACAAAGAGAAAAUGUCAUUCCUUCACUCUGUGUUCUUACAUCCAGGAGACAGUCAGUUGUAUGAUAUGACGUAGACAUUAUAAAUGACCAUCGUUCUUAUCCGCACUAGCGUUGAUUGUGCCAUUUUAAAUAAAACACAUAUUGUUGUAAACAGAAGAUGUAUCAUCAUCACCUCAGCUCUGGUGGUCCUGGUGUGACAUGUUUCCUCUCUACACCCACGUGUACAUUCGACAGACUGGACUGUUUGUAGUUUCUGGUAGCUGUGCGUAGUGAAUGUGUUCACCGUUUAGAAACUAAGAAACUUGGAAUAAAUUGUCAAAUGUGUAAAAGUAAAAUAAAAGAAUUCAGCACUG
Messenger RNA from Hippoglossus stenolepis (Pacific halibut), 9333 nucleotides. It is a transcript of the gene myo5aa, whose product is annotated as myosin VAa. The record is from RefSeq and is a predicted model, not a curated record. Lineage: Eukaryota; Metazoa; Chordata; Actinopteri; Pleuronectiformes; Pleuronectidae. Gene Ontology annotation, biological process: actin filament organization; vesicle transport along actin filament. Gene Ontology annotation, cellular component: actin cytoskeleton; myosin complex; cytoplasm. Gene Ontology annotation, molecular function: microfilament motor activity; ATP binding; actin filament binding.